This is a messenger RNA of Anopheles stephensi (Asian malaria mosquito), 3250 nucleotides long. RefSeq names its product presequence protease, mitochondrial. The record is from RefSeq and is a predicted model, not a curated record. Gene Ontology annotation, cellular component: mitochondrial matrix. The transcript is spliced from 2 exons. Lineage: Eukaryota; Metazoa; Arthropoda; Insecta; Diptera; Culicidae. Gene Ontology annotation, molecular function: metal ion binding. The coding region runs from base 153 to 3200 and encodes 1015 amino acids. Gene Ontology annotation, biological process: protein processing.
AAGAAAAUGCCCAAAUUUGAAUCUCAUUGUGGCCCAAAAGUGACAGCUGCAUUCGCAUUCUCACCUGUCAAAUGCGCAACCUUCCAGUCUUGUUAUGAAAUUGCUCCGUGCACAACUCUAGCAGGUUGCGUGCGAAAGAAAAACCGCCCACAAUGCUGAGACAAAUAUCAUCGAUGAAGCGAGCUUUUUCCAGCCGCCGGUGGCUUUCCUCGACACCGGCACCGAAAGUAAAUCCGGCCAUCCUAGCGAACAUCAAAGCUUCCGAUCGAUACAAACCGGGCAAUCGGUACAAUGGGUUUGUUUGCACCCAGGCACAGUAUAUUGCCGAUUUCAACAUGACGGCGUACAUGUUUCAGCAUGAGAAAACCGGCCUCCAGUAUCUGCACAUUGACCGGCAAGACACGAACAACGUGUUUUCGAUCAAUUUCCGUACAACCCCGUUCGAUUCCACCGGACUGCCCCACAUCUUGGAGCACAAUGUGCUGUGCGGGUCACAAAAGUUCCCGGUGCGUGAUCCUUUCUUCAAGAUGUUGAACCGUAGCUUGGCUACGUUCAUGAACGCUAUGACCGGGCCGGAUUACACGCUGUACCCGUUCAGCUCGACAAACGAGAUUGACUAUCGUAAUCUGCAGACCAUCUACAUGGAUGCCGCCUUUCGGCCCAAUCUUAAGUAUCUGGACUUUCUGCAGGAAGGAUGGCGUUUAGAGCAUGCCGAGCUGAACAACCCAAAGUCGGAGUACGUGUUCAAGGGAGUCGUGUACAACGAGAUGAAGGGAGCAUUCUCGGAAAAUUCGGCCGUAUUUGGGCAAAAGUUUUUCAACAAAAUUUUACCGGACCAUACGUACGGAUACGUGUCCGGUGGUGAUCCGCUCGAUAUACCGCAGCUGAAACACGAAGAUUUGGUAAACUUCCACCAGAAGUACUACCAUCCAAGCAACGCACGCAUCUUUAGCUACGGUUGCUUCAAUCUCGACAAAACGAUGGCAUUUGUCGAUGAGCAGUACCUGCGGGAUUUCGAUCGUAUCGAUACACGGUACAGUGUGAUACCGCCCCAGAAACGUUGGACCAGGGCGAAGAAAGAGCAUGUACGGUGUCGGUAUGAUAAUAUGGGUGCACCGCUAGAAAAGCAAAACCAAAUUGCCAUCGGCUACCUGAUGACGGACAUAACCGAUGUGUACGAAACGUUCCUUAUGCACAUUCUCACGGAGCUGCUGGUGAAGGGACCGAACUCGUUCUUCUACAAAAGCCUCAUCGAACCGAACAUUUCCGGCGGAUACAACCAAUUGACCGGGUUCGAUUCACACAUCCGCGAUACAAUGUUUGUGGUGGGGCUGCAGGAUCUGGCGAUCGAUGACUUCGAAACGGUCACCAACAUAUUCGACCGCACGGUGGAGGAAAUCAUCGAGAAAGGAUUCGACCCGUCACACAUCGAAAGUGUCCUGCACAGCAUCGAACUCUCCAUGAAGCACCAGACGAGCAAGUUCGGACUCGGGCUGCUGUUUAAUCUUACCCCGCUCUGGAACCACGAUGGCGAUUUGGUGCGUGCAAUGAACGUUAGCGAAUCGGUACGGCUGUUGCGUGAAAACAUUGCCAGCAAUCCGAAAUAUCUGCAGCACAAGGUGGAAUACUAUUUCCGCAACAACAAGCACCGGCUUACGAUGACGAUGUCACCGGACGAGAACUACGAGAAGCAAUUUUUGGAUGCAGAAAGGAAGAAUUUGCAGCACAAAACUGCACAGCUCAACGAAACGGACAAGCAACGUAUCUAUCGGGAAGGAAUCGAGCUGUCCGAGUCACAGAAAGCACACCCCAACACGGACAUUUUGCCCUGCCUGCGGUUGAACGAAAUCGAGCAAAAGGUGCCGGAAACGAACGUGGAACAGCAGCUCGUCACGAACGUUCCGACGCAGCUGUGCCGGGUGGACACGAACGGUGUCGUCUACUUCCGCGGCAUACUGGAUGUGAACGGGUUAACGACGGAACAGAAGCUGCUGCUUCCGCUCUUCAACACGAUCGUUACCCAGUUCGGCACGAAGGGCAUCGACUACCGGGCGUUCGAUCAACUGAUCAGCUCCAAAACGUCCGGUAUCGGAUUCUCGACCCAUCUGGUAGAAAGCGUGCACAGUAUGCAGCAGUACGAGUUUGGCCUUUACUUCGGCACCUACGCACUGGACAAGAACGUACCGGACAUGUUUGACAUCUUCCGUCGCAUUUUCAACGAGCUCGAGCUGACCGACGUCAGCCGGUUCGAGAUGUUGCUGGAAAACUAUCUUUCCGAGAUGUCGGUCGGUAUCGCACAGUCGGGACACAUGUACGCGAUGCAGAACGCGAACGGUUUGGUAACCGAGUCGGGCCGACUGCGGGAACGGCUAAUGGGCAUCGAGCAUUUGGCGUUCAUGAAGGAUCUAGCCCAACGCCAUUCGGCCGAAGAAAUACUUAACAAAUGCCGUUCGAUUACGAAGCUUUUCGAGGAAUCGGGCAUGCGGUGUGCGCUUAACUUCACGCCCACAUCGGAAGAGCCAACCGUGCUGAGCUACCGCACGUUUGUCGAUAGUAUUGCACUUCGCAGCUCGGCCAAAGUUUGGAACGUUUCCGAACCGCUCGAACAACCGUCCUCGUCCGCUACCUGUCGCCAUACGAUCAUGAACAUUCCGGUAAAUUACUGCGCAAAGUCGAUCGUGGCAGUGCCGUACACCCACCGCCAUUACGCACCGCUGAAGGUGCUGGCCAAAUACCUGUCGGCGAAAUAUUUGCUACCGGUGGUGCGGGAACAGAAUGGUGCGUACGGUGCGGGAGCUAAAAUCACGUCCGACGGUUUGUUCAACUUCUUCAGCUACCGCGAUCCCAACUCACGCACGACGCUCGAUGUGUUCGAUGCUGCGUACGGCUGGAACGUGCAAACUGUACCGAAAAUGGAUGAACAAACACUGUUUGAAGCGAAGCUGGGUGUGUUGCAGCAGCUGGACGUUCCGAUUGCCCCGCUCGAACGUGGUAUGGAUCUGUUCCGGCAAGGCCUUACCGACGAACUGUUCGGCAAGCACCGGGCUGCUGUGCUGGAUGUGAGCAAGGAGCUACUGCUGGAGGUGAACGAACACUAUCUGAAACCGGGCGCUGUAAAGGUGGUUGGAAAGUCGGUACUUGGCCCCGACAAUAAAACGCUUCCCAAGGACGGUGAAACGUGGACAACUUUUGCUUUGUAAGGCGUGCGGCGCCAAACGUGUAUAGCUUGUAACAUUGGAGUGAAAGGAAA